Molecule: messenger RNA, 1670 nt
Organism: Scheffersomyces amazonensis
Lineage: Eukaryota; Fungi; Ascomycota; Pichiomycetes; Serinales; Debaryomycetaceae
Exons: 1
Coding region: 89-1495 (468 amino acids)
Cellular component (GO): cytoplasm
Molecular function (GO): protein binding; GTPase activator activity
Source: RefSeq, a predicted model, not a curated record
CUCGUAACCAAAGCCAAACGUUUAUUUAACUAAGCACAAAAUAUAAGUGAUUAAUUGAAGAAUAUUUCCUCUAGUUGAACCUAAUCAAAUGUCACUCAGAAAAAAGCAAAAGGAUACAGAGAGACAAUUGAUUGAUAUUGUCAAUUCUCGAGGUAAUGAUAAUAAAUGUGGAGAAUGUGGUAGCCUUUAUCCAACUUGGGCUAGUGUUAAUUUAGGUAUAUUACUUUGUGGUAGAUGUAGUUCAAUUCAUAAACGAAUUUUAACUCCUAAAAAUUUGAGUACUGUAAAAUCAUUAACUUUAGAUUCAUGGUCUCAUGAACAAAUUGAUAAUUUAAGAAGAAUAGGUAAUAAAAAGGCAAAAAGAAAAUGGAAUUCUAAAAAGAUUCCAUUUCCAUAUGAUGGUGAUAAUGAUGUUUCAGCUGUUGAACAAUAUAUUAGAGAAAAAUAUGUUUUAGGAAAAUUUAGAGAUGAUAAUAUUGAACAUUCAGAUUAUGAUGAUAGAGCUAGUAGAUAUAGUAAUGAUAGUAUUGAAGAUAAUGGACGUCGUUCAUCUCGUACUAAUCGAAGUCGUAGUGGAACUACAACUAGUGGGAGACUGAGAUCUAAUUCAAAUGUAAUACCCAGAUUAAGUCAUAGAAAGUUAACUUCUUUUGAAUCUGGUCAAUAUGCUUCACAAGCUUCUAAAAUAUUAAGUUUUGGAUAUUCUAAUAGAGAUUUGAUUGUUGAAAGUUUGAUUUUAAGUAAUGGUAGUAUUGACGCUGCUUUAGACAUUCUUGAACAAGAUGCAAAAGUUAAUCCUAAUGAAGAAGAAAAUCCUCCUGCUUUACCAAGAAGACCCUCAUCAAAUAUUACUCCUACCUCUACAGCUCCUGCUGGGAAUGCAUCUGGUGUACCAACAGCCAGUAGUGGUACUGAUGAAUGGUGGAAUGGAAAUAAUAACAGUGUCAAUGGUGUUGUAGGUGCUAAUGGAGGUCAACCUCAAAUUUAUCAAUAUACUGAUCCUGUUACGGGACAAGUUAGUUAUAUUGAUUCAAAUGGACAACAAUAUCUCGAUCCUACUAAUCCUCAACAUCAGCAACAAAUACUAUUCCAACAAAACCCACAAUUAGUAGCUCAACAGACAAAUAAAAAUCAAAUAUUAUCCUUAUACAAUCAACCCAAUCAAUUCACUACACCUGUGGCAGUACCGGUUCAGCCAGGUCAGCCAACACAACAACAGCAACAGCAGCCUCAGCAAGCUCAACAACCUCAGCAACAGCAAAACCAGCAGCAACCAUUCCAACAACAACCAACACAACUUCCGGGUUAUGCUCAAAAUACGGGGUAUUACCAAUAUGGUCAACCACAAGUUGGGAUAGGUGCUGGUGCGGGUGCUGGAGUUGCUGUUCCACAAUUCACCGGGUUUGCUCAGCCUCAACAACAGCAACAACAACAACAAUUCAAUCCAUAUGGUCAACCUCAAGCACCACCAAAUCAACAAUUUGGAUGGCGGUAGAGAUAUUUUACAUGCAGAGAUCAUAGUGGGGACAUUAAUUAGGUGUUUCUUGGGUAAUGGAUAAAUGUUAAGUAAUUUACAAGUAGAUCACAUAAACAUAAACAUUUCUUUAGCGUUCAUCAUUACUAUUAAAAUUUAUAAUGAAAUCAUAAAAAUACACAAGAUAUAUGCUAAA